AUGGCCUCAUCCUCUCACUUUCUUUAUGUUAGUUUGUUCAUCGUUUCAUUCACACAAGUUCUUCCCCUCAAUGUGGUCAUAAAAUCAACAUUUAUGUACCCACUAACUUGUUCUAAUUAUACUCGUACAUGCAAUUCAUAUCUAUACCACAUCUCCAAAGGUCAAAAUCUCAAACAAAUAAGCUCUUUGUACUCUGUCAACACCUCCAAAAUCACACCCAUAAACCACAAUUCAAAUAUCGAUUAUCUUGUUUCAGUUCAGUGUUCUUGUAAGAAAGACAACAGCAGCAGUGAUGGAUACUACUUGUAUGAUACGGUUUAUAAACAGAAACCUGCAAGAGAGAGUGUUGAGUAUAUAUCAAAUGAGUAUUAUAGUGGGCAAGUAUGGAAUGUUAGUGGAGAAAAUGAAGAACUUAAUGUACGUCUUGUUUGUGGGUGUUUGGAAAACGAAUCUAACAAAGAAGUUGUCACGUACACAGUCCAAUCUGGGGACACUAUGCUUGCAAUUUCUAAGCUUUUGUCAGCAAAAGAGGUUGAAGUUGAGAACAUGAAUAGGGUUUUGACUAAAGAUCCUAAUUCUAUAGAUAUUGGGUGGGUACUUUUCGUACCACAGGAGAAAAACAAGAUCCGAGAUUCAAAGCCACGGAAGAUGAAGGCUUGGAUGAUAAUCGUUUUUAUUGUGUUAGCUCUUGUUCUGGUUCUCGUGGUAUUAUCGUUGUUGUUUCUUUUUAAAAAAAGACAGGAUCAUGGAAUCAAGAAAGAUGAACCAAAGUCUAUGAGAACGAACCUAAAUGCUGAGAAAAAAAGCCUGGAAGAUCACUUUUUAAAUAUAGACAUGGAAGAGGCAACAACAAGCAUCGAGUCUGAAAAACCGGUGAUAAUUAGUCUGGAGGAGAUUGAGGAGGCUACAAAUAAUUUUGACCAAGCUAGGAAAAUAGGAGAAGGUGGAUUUGGUAAAGUGUACUUUGGAAUAAUAAGAGGAAGGGAAGCUGCGAUAAAGAAAAUGAGAUCUAGCAAGUCAAAGGAGUUCUUUGCAGAGCUCAAGGUUCUUUGUAGGAUACAUCAUAAUAAUGUGGUGCAACUACUGGGAUAUGCAAGUGGUGACAGCCAUCUUUAUUUGGUGUAUGAGUAUGUGCAAAAUGGAACACUUAGCGAACAUCUUCAGGACCCUUUGCUAAAAGGUCAUCAGCCACUCUCAUGGACAGCAAGAGCAAACAUUGCGCUUGAUGCUGCUAGGGGAAUCGAAUACAUUCAUGAUCAUACAAAGGCACGCUAUGUUCAUAGAGAUAUUAAGACAAGCAAUAUACUUCUUGACUUGGGACUUAAAGCAAAGGUUGCAGAUUUUGGUCUAACCAAGUUUGUGGAACGUGCAAAUGAAGAGGAUUUCAUAGCCACAAAAGUUGUGGGUACCCCUGGAUAUCUAGCUCCUGAGUCGAUAUGUGAAAUGCAAACCACAUCAAAAACCGAUGUAUUUGCAUUUGGUGUGGUUCUAGCAGAGCUGAUAACAGGUCAGCAAGCACUUGCACGUGAUAAGCACGAUCCAAAGAAGCUCAAGACACUAGUUGCAGUGUUCCGUGCAAUAUUUCAAGAUCAAGAUUCAGGAGCUGCAUUGGAAGCUCAAAUUGACACCAAUCUAAAGGGAAGUUACCCUAUUGAAGAAGCGAAUAAGAUGGCAGAAACAGCUAUGUUAUGCUUGAGUGAAGAUCCUUGUAAUAGACCAGAGAUGCGCAAUGUUGUGACAAUGUUGGCCCAAAUUGUGAUGAGCUCCAUAGAAUGGGAAGCAUCACUGGGUGGAACCAGCCAGGUUUUUAGUGGCUUGUUCAAUGGAAGAUGAUGAAACAAACACAAUUCGAUUCCUUUUGAAUGUUGAUAGAUAUAAACAUCAGUUAUGACAAAACAGAAUGUAAACAGUGUCCAUAGAUCAUAUUAUGCAUCUGGGAAACAUCAAACACUUGAUGUAUCUCUAUUCUUUUGUCAUAACAA
Molecule: messenger RNA, 1982 nt
Organism: Lactuca sativa (garden lettuce)
Lineage: Eukaryota; Viridiplantae; Streptophyta; Magnoliopsida; Asterales; Asteraceae
Product: lysM domain receptor-like kinase 3
Biological process (GO): innate immune response; protein phosphorylation
Molecular function (GO): ATP binding; transmembrane receptor protein kinase activity
Source: RefSeq, a predicted model, not a curated record